ACGAUGGUUAAUAGUGGCCUUAAUCUAUCAUAAUCAGUAUGCCGACGAUCUUUCACAACGUCGGACGACUCUACUGCAUUUCAUAUUUUUCAUCGAUACACGAUGUCAAAUACGCAGGUGCAUUCUUUUACGAUACGAGACUUUAAUUCUUUAAGUGAAACUGUUCAAAAUUUAAUAAGGGAAGCAGUUGAAAUACGGAAAAAGGCGUACUGCCCGUAUUCAAAUUUCGCUGUGGGCGCGGCGUUAAUUACGGAAGAGAAUGCACAGGUAUACUCGGGAUGUAAUAUAGAGAACUCAACUAUGGCACCGUGCAUUUGUGCAGAGCGUGCCGCAAUAACGAAAGCAGUAUGUGACGGUUAUUUAAAGUUUAAAACGGUAGCAGUGGUGGCACAUCAGCAGGAUUGCUACACAGCGCCGUGUGGUGUGUGCAGACAGACUCUUAGUGAAUUUCGAGGGAGCGACGGUGAUAUCGAAAUAUAUUUAAGCAAACCGACAAUGGACAAAGUUCUGUGCACGAAACUGUCUGAUAUUUUACCGCUUUCGUUCGUGAGUUAUAAGGAAGAUAAUGUUAUUUCGUAGAUGGUAUAAUAUGAUGUGAUAUACUUGUAUAUGAAGGAAAAAUAAACCACAAUUUGUGUA
Zerene cesonia (dogface butterfly) is the source of this 639-nucleotide messenger RNA. Its product is annotated as cytidine deaminase-like. The record is from RefSeq and is a predicted model, not a curated record. The coding region runs from base 103 to 579 and encodes 158 amino acids. Gene Ontology annotation, cellular component: cytosol. NCBI's taxonomy places the organism in Eukaryota, Metazoa, Arthropoda, Insecta, Lepidoptera, Pieridae. The transcript is spliced from 2 exons. Gene Ontology annotation, molecular function: cytidine deaminase activity; zinc ion binding.